UACACAAAAAUCUCCGGCUUUUUUUGCUAUUUUGUUUUUCAUUUAUUAUAUUUCUAAUAUUAGUAUUAAUUUUAUCACAAAAUAGUUAAUCAAUCAAGGUAGUGUAAUAAAAUAUUAAAAAUCACUUGAUUAAUAAACAGAUAAACCAGUUAAGCAACUGCUAUUAAGGUGUAAACAACAUGGUGCGCAAAGAAUAUACUAAAGGCUUUGAAGGUUAUCAAAAAUCCGUGGAGGAAUUGUACAAAGAUAAAAAUACUCAAUUGUAUAUUUACUUUACUGGAGAAAAAGAUAGUAAUGGUGUUAGCUGGUGUCCCGAUUGCAAUGAUGCUCAACCUUUCGUGGAUGAGGCUGUAGAGAAAUUUGCCACUCCGGAAUCUAUUUUACUUACCGUAGAUGUGGGUGAUAGGCCUUUCUGGAAAGACAUGAAAAAUCCUUUCCGUCAUGAUUCCAAUAUAAAACUUAUGGUCAUUCCUACUUUAGUGCGCUGGAAGAGUGUGGUGCGUUUGGAGGGUGAUCAAUUAACUAAAAUGGAUUUAUUAGAUAUGUUUUUCAAUGAAGAAUAAUUUCGUUUUCUUAAGCAUUUUCAAUGUUUGCCAUUUAAGCUCUAAAGUUGUGUGAAAUUAAUUAUGUCAAAACACGUUUUUUUUACAAAGAAUAAAUAAUAACAUAUUAAAACAA
Molecule: messenger RNA, 678 nt
Organism: Lucilia cuprina (Australian sheep blowfly)
Lineage: Eukaryota; Metazoa; Arthropoda; Insecta; Diptera; Calliphoridae
Product: thioredoxin domain-containing protein 17-like
Exons: 3
Coding region: 180-563 (127 amino acids)
Cellular component (GO): cytosol
Molecular function (GO): protein-disulfide reductase [NAD(P)H] activity
Source: RefSeq, a predicted model, not a curated record